Scophthalmus maximus (turbot) is the source of this 4264-nucleotide messenger RNA. RefSeq names its product MAGUK p55 subfamily member 7-like. Lineage: Eukaryota; Metazoa; Chordata; Actinopteri; Pleuronectiformes; Scophthalmidae. Gene Ontology annotation, biological process: protein localization to adherens junction. Gene Ontology annotation, molecular function: protein binding. Gene Ontology annotation, cellular component: plasma membrane; cell-cell junction. The record is from RefSeq and is a predicted model, not a curated record. The coding region runs from base 1652 to 3469 and encodes 605 amino acids. The transcript has 18 exons.
CACCAGCACUGCAUAGCGGGUGGUCUGUGUUGAAAACCACCCUCAGCGCAUCACCUGGCGUGUGGUUACGGUACGUGCUUGGGCUCAGCCGAUGUAGCUCAGGCGGAAAACAGCAGCGGCAGAAGGAAGCGGAGAAGGAAGCGGAGAAGACCCGUCCCCUCCGUGAUGUUUAGCUAGGAACGCAAAGUCCCGCUUUGACCCUGUCAAAUUAAAAGCGCAACUCGGCCUCGCUUGCGGGGAGAAACGAAACGGACCACCAAAACGUAAAAACAGUGUGUGGGGAGGAAACCUAAUACAUCACAAAAUGUGUCAGUUUAUUGCAGAAUCGAUGUUUCUAAUUAGAAAAAGUUAUUGUACGCACAUAUCUCAUUAGUUUUUUUUGUAUUACAACGACCGUUUGCAGCAAAUGACGUACUUUGCGUUAUAAUUUUAAUAACCGUGGGAAAUGACAUUUAUAUUAUAUGUAUUACAAUACAUGUUUAUAUUUAAACUAUAUGUACUAUAUACAUAUUCAUAUCCUUAUCGUGGCAAAGCAUAACGGUACCCACCGUGCGUUGCGUGACAUUGGCGGUGCGUUUGGGGCCCUUUUAUUUUGAAGUCAGUAGCUUCUCUUCCGGUAUUAGCCUAGCUGCCUCUGGAUAACGUGACGCAGCUGAAAACGAAGCUAGUCGGCACCGCGGACUCCUCCUCCGGCUGCUCAUCUCGUGGGCAGACCCUUCUUCUGUGACACACCCACGCGCGGACAGGACAGCGCGAGUCUGCUCUGAUCUAUUCCCUAAUCAAAGGCAGAGCAGCGUCAUUAACAGGGUCUCAUCGUGUCUAACAUUGUCCUCUACUUUCUUCUUCUCUGUGGCGUGUAUUUGGUUUGCGGCUGUGGACAAUGACACAGCACAAACCACACAAACACACACACACACACUGAUGCUCUGGGCAUUAAUCCACAGGAGUAACACACUCACCUGUAUUUCUGCAUUCAUUUCCACUGCACGUUAUCAUUUAAAUACGCUGCCCUCUCAGUGGUAGCUCUCAGUUAACCACAGAGAGGUCAGGGGUCAGAAUUGCGCAACUCCCGUACUGGAUAAUUAUGUAUUGCCUUUGAACAUGCCUCUGAUAAACCAAAAUAAAAAUAAUAGUUGAAUCCAAUGAACAAGGUUUGUUGGAUGUCUGGAGUAAAAGUCAUUUGCAUCACACAGACUCUCGCCUCCUGUGGUUUUGCAGGUUGAUGCACCCCCCUUUGCAUUUGGAUCAUAUAACUUUAAAACCCAGAACAUCCAUGUAUUGUCUCAAACAAAAAAAGGUCUUUUCAAAAUAGAACAAAGUUAAAAAGGCACUGAACGGGCCCAACCGCAGCACUCAACGAAGUCUGUGUGAAUGAUUGUCCUCACAGACACGUCGAACAUGAACGUUGUGGGCUUACAUUAACGUUAUGCCCCAUGCUCUUUGAUCGCUCUAUUGAUUAGCUGCUGGCUUGAUUUGGGUCAGACCCGACACAUAUUGACCGAACAAGAGACGGUCUCUCUUACAAUCCGGCCGGUCGGGACGAUAAACAACAUCUCUCCACAAGUGGAUGUUCAAAUGCAGCCCUACUCUUCAGGCGACUUGGUGUGCCCGAGCUGGGCCUGAUGGAAUGGACGGUCUCUGAGUGAGGAGGAUGCUGAGCCGAACAGAACACAGAGGCGUGUGCAGGCUGCUAUCAUCAGUGAUGUCUGGAACAGAGUCUCAUGCCGACAGAGAGGAGGACUACAGGUUCCUCCACAGCAUGUUGAUGGAGAAGAAGCUGCACUUGCUCUUCAAGAUCCACGAGAGGCUGAAGCGGUUUGAGAAGCGAAGCCCCAUCCCUGUCCAGGAGCAUGCAGCACGUCUGGCGUCAGAUUUGGUGGAGGAGCUGAUAUACCAUGGCUGGAGAGAUGAAGUCAAAGAACUGGUUGAUCUCUUUUCAAAACCCCACUUUAAGAGUCUCCUGUUCGUCCAUGACGCCGUGGCUCGGAGAGACUUUGAGCCCAGUCUGCCGCCGGUACCUGAAGAUGCGCUGGUGGAGGAUGAAGAUUCCGUCAAAAUUGUCAGUCUGGUCAAAACCAAAGAGCCCCUGGGGGCAACAAUCAAGAGGGAUAAAGCGACCGGGGCUAUUGUAGUGGCCAGGAUCAUGAGAGGAGGCGCGGCUGAUAAAAGUGGCCUGAUCCAUGAAGGAGAUGAGCUGAAAGAGGUGAACGGAGUCUCGUUGGAGAACAGGAAGCCCAAGGAGAUCCUUCCUCUACUGGUCCUUUCGCAGGGUAACGUUACAUUCACAAUCAUCCCUGCCUCCUCCAAGGAAGAAAUACCGUCAAGUAAGAAGAAGCUCUUUGUACGGGCCCUUUUUGACUAUGAUGCAAACGAGGAUCCCAGUGUCCCGUGCAGGGACGCAGCAGUUUCCUUUAAAAGGGGGGACGUCCUCCAGAUUGUCAGCAAGGAGGAUGUCACCUGGUGGCAGGCCUGUUACCUCGGGGACAGCAAGAGUCGGGCGGGGCUCAUCCCCUCGCAGCAGCUGCAGGAGAGGAGAGUUGCACUGCAGCGUCCCAAAGCCCUGUUCAGGCCCCGGCAAGUUAAACCACCAGUCACCGAGGACGUAGACUACGGAGCUAUAACAGGGAUCCACGUCGCUGGUUUAAGAAGGAGUUUCCGACUCGGCAGAAAGAGCAGUUGGGCCAGGGAAGUGGCUGGGUCCAGGAGGUGGAGUGGGGGGGUACAUGGCUCAUUUCAUCCCCCUACCUACAUAGAGGUGAUCCCUUAUCACAGAGACCCCAAGGACAAACACCGUCUGGUCAUUCUGGUCGGGCCCAACGGCGUUGGAGUGAGUGAACUGAAGAGGAGGCUCCUGAUCUCUGACCCCGACCGCUAUGGCGUCACCGUUCCGUACACCACGCGUGAGAAGAAAAGGCUGGAGAACGAAGGGACGGAUUAUCAUUUUGUGUCCGUUCACAUGUUUGAAGAGGAUCUUCUCAAUCACAGGUUUAUAGAGUAUGGGAGAUACAGAGGUCACUACUACGGAACCAGUCUGGACUCUGUGCACCGAGUGAUGGCUGACGGCAAGGUGUGCCUGUUAGACGCACAUCCCAGUACAAUAAAGCACGUGUACACAUCUGAAUUCAAACCAUACGUGGUGUUUGUGAAACCCCCGUGCAUCGAGGAGCUACGUCUCACCAGGCGGAGGGUGAAAUUCAUCUGCGAUGAAGAGGACACGAACCCCGUCAGGGUCUUUUCAGAGGAGGAUUCAGAGGACAUGAUUCACUUGGCUGAAACCAUGGAGAACCAGUACGGUCACCUGUUCGACAAAGUGAUUGUGAACGGUGACGUCGCCGGGGCGUUCAGGGAGCUGAAGGCAGACCUCGAGAAGACCGAGGCGGCAGAGGUCCAGUGGCUUCCUGCGGAGUGGAAUUGCUCCCCGCCAACAACAGGGCGGAGAAGUACUGGUCACUUGAUCGACUGGAUCUGAACUUUCAGCUCUUCAGACACACAAGAAACUAUAAUUAAGUUUCUUCUGGUCAAAAGAAUUGACUUCAAAAUGAAAAUGAACAAAAAGGAUUUAUUAAGUGUGUCUGCAAUAUUAAGUUAGAAAUCCAAACCUUGCACACUAAUUUUUUUUUCUUCAUAUUUCGAAUAUAUAAGUCCCGUGAUGACCACAGUUUUCCACAGUGUCCCUCAGUGUGUGUCUAAUUAGGCAAACAGAAUCCAUCUCCCUCCGUCCGUCCCGGAGCCAGUUUUUCUGUUGGCAUUUGGCUGAAAUAACGUCGGCUUGCAGGAACGAAGAAGAAGAAGAAGAAGAAGAAAAAAAGAAAAAGAGAGAGGAAACUCUCCAGAGCUUGUGGCAGAGUGUAAUCCUUGCCUGCCAAGUCGCAAACAUCAGCAUGUAAUUAUUCUGACAGCUGCUGCACUUCAAUUAACUGUAAUGUACACCAGAGAAAUAUUAUUAGUAACAGUCCGGGAGACAUUUUGCCAACAAUGUGCCGUACAAAAUAGAGACACAGACAAGAUAACAGUCAAUCGAAAAGCGUAGACAAAGCAGAAUGGAUAGUCCACAUACACAAUGGAUUGUGUAUGUGGACUAUAAAAGUUGGUGCUACUAUCACUAUAAUCGGCAUUGUAGUGUUUUGGCUAUUGAAUCAUUUUAAGGCUCUUUGAAUGAUUGUGUAUUUUUAAGCACUGUACACUGAAAUUCAUCUUCACUAUGGACUCAUAUUUUACACAAAACAUGUUAAAAACAAAUAAAAAAUAACUGGCAACGCAUGAA